Xiphophorus maculatus (southern platyfish) is the source of this 3031-nucleotide messenger RNA. RefSeq names its product prolactin regulatory element binding (gene preb). The coding region runs from base 219 to 1580 and encodes 453 amino acids. NCBI's taxonomy places the organism in Eukaryota, Metazoa, Chordata, Actinopteri, Cyprinodontiformes, Poeciliidae. Gene Ontology annotation, cellular component: endoplasmic reticulum membrane. Gene Ontology annotation, molecular function: GTPase activator activity; guanyl-nucleotide exchange factor activity; protein binding. The record is from RefSeq and is a predicted model, not a curated record. The transcript has 9 exons. Gene Ontology annotation, biological process: protein secretion.
AUAAACAGAAGAAGAAAAAGAAGGAAGAAGAAGAACUUCUUGUUGACGUGUAGGUUGGAAAGUGUAGCUUUAGCAUGUAUCAAAGUGUACUCUUUUGUUAUUAAUUAUUCAAAAAUGAAUUGGUUCGGUUUAUUGCAAAGGUUUUUAACAAAACGCUACUCAAGAUAAACUGGAGAAACUGCAAAGGUGUGGUGAAAUAAGGACGUCUGUGAUAAACUAUGGGGAAGAAGAAGAUGCUGGAUCUGUAUAGAGCCCCAUUUCCACUGUACACUGUCAAAGUGGAUGCCACUACAGGGCUUGUGAUAACAGCUGGAGGAGGGGGUCCCUCAAAGACAGGAAUAAAAAAUGCUGUACAUUUCCUGGAUGUGCAGAUGGUUGGAAAAAAUCAGUACAGCUCCAGUCUUCUUCACUCUCAUGAUACGGACACACGCGCCACUAUAAACAUGGCUGUUGGUGAUGGUGUGAUUGCUGCUGGACAGGAUGGCACAUGCAGCCUCAUGAAGUUUAAACUCUGCCAGCAGAAAGAAGAAAAUGCUACGCAUAGAGAUGGUAACACCCUUGAACUUAGCAAUGCCAGACGGAGAUGUGGGAAAGCUGGCAAAGGUAAUCUCGAGAACCGUUCUACUACUGGAGACAUGUCUGAUACAAGGAAUGAGACGGUUCAGAUCACAGUGACCAAUAUAGCUGAAGUGCUGUCAGACCUAAACCCACAUGACCCUCUUCAGAAAGUUGUUAGGUUCAGUCCUGACAUGAACCUUCUGCUGACCGGAGGCACCGAUGGAUACAUCAGAAUUUGGGAGUUUCCAUCCCUUGAGAAAAAGUUUGACUUUAAAGCACAUGAAAAGGAGAUUGAAGACUUGGAUAUGAGUACAAUAAGCAAGGUGAACUGUCAAUUGCUCUUAAUAUUCAUUACUCCGAAUGUAAUGAAUGAUCAAAAUAAAUGUUUCCUUUUGCAGCAACUUGUGACUGUGGGGCGAGACUUUGUCUGCAAUGUGUGGAGUGACAACCAACUGGUCACAAGUCUGAACUGGCUUGAAACCAUGCCUCAAAUUGCUGAAAAGACCUAUCGAUAUAUGGCCUGCAGGUUUGGAAAUGGUGAAGAUGAGAAAGAUGCCAUAAGGCUUUACACAGUGCAAAUCCCUCAUAAACGAGACAAAAAACCUCCUCCGUGCUAUAUUACCAAGUGGGACGGCAAGAUCUUACUGCCAAUGUUAACAUCUCCCUGUGGUACUGAAGUUAUCUCCUGUCUGGCUGUGAGUGACUCUGGGAGGUUUCUUGGUCUUGGAACAGUAACUGGAUCAGUAGCAGUUCAUAUUGCUUUUUCUCUACAGAAGCUGUACUAUGUUCAUGAGUCACAUGGCAUUGUUGUGACAGAUGUAGUCUUUCUGCCCAACUUGAUGAAAGGCCAAAAUAUCAAAGGGAACAACAAAGCAGCAUUGCUGAGUGUAGCUGUGGAUAGUCGAUGUCAAGUACAUACUGUCACCAAAGAAAGGCCUAUCCCUCCCUGGCUUUUCUUCUGUGGGCUCGUCGUCGUGGGAGUGCUCUUAAUUUUGCAGUACCUUUUUCCAGUGUUGCUCUAAAUGAUGCAUAAACCUCUGACAAAUUGUCAGCAUUAGCAACUACUGGUUUAACAGUUUUCAAUAUGGAUCAAACCCAAACAACUGUAUAUUAAGUAAAUUGUUUGUUCUGUGAAUACGGUUCAGAUUCACUUUACUCUUUGAGAAACAGGCUUUAUGAAUGGGUUCAUGAAAAUGUAGAAUUUGUACAAAAUGUAAAGGAAUUAUUUUCACAUCUUUGUAGGAACACACACACAAUAACCACUAUUCGAAUGUUUUCCAUUAUUGUAGAGAUUUUGAGAGGAGAAAUAUCUUUAUUAGAUGGGCCAACUUAGAAAUUAAGUAAUAACUUUAAGGUUUAGUUGUAAAUAUACUGUGUCUUCGAAUAAUUAGUAUGUACCGAAAAUAGCAGAUUUGAAUUAAGUUGAUGUGACCACAGACAGUUUUAUUAAAAACAUUAUUGAUUGUAUCAAACACAUAUGUUGAUAUACAAUCAUAUGUGUUUCAGUAAUCCCCAUAUUGGUGUUUUAUUUAAAAAAAUUUUUUUAAAGAUUAAAUAAAAGAAUCAGAGGCACAAAAUUAUUUCUAUAUAAUUCUUCUUCCAAUCCUCCUGAUUCUUGUAAUAUUUUUCACAUCUUCAGUAAUUCGUUUGAUUCACAAGAGAUUUGUGGACAAUGUUGACCACAAGAUGGGGAAAAUGAAAGGGACAAGACCUAGAAACCUGGACUGAUCAGUGGUUGGGAAAUUGUAUUCAAACAUAUGUUGACUUUUCUCAACAUACAGUAGCUUCUUUUUUACGAUUAGCCUGAUUUAAAAAGCAUUUUUUUCAAAAUUCAAAACUCAAAAAUACUUUAUUAAUCCCAAAGGGAAAUUAAAUGUUGUUGUAGCUCAUUAAUUUAGAUUCUUUCUACAAAGUUAUUGAAGAUGGUGAUCGCUGUUGGCAGGAAAGAUCUUCUGCAACGCUCUGUACUGCACUGAAUCUGAAGAACAGGACCAGAACUGAACCAGCCUUCUUUAUCAGGCUGUUGAGCCCAAUUAAGAUGGCUGAACCACAAUGUUUAGAAUUUAAUUGAGUGGUAGACCUGUGACACCAAACCUCUCUGUAAUAUGGGAAUGCCUUUCAUGCAAAUAUGUGUUUUCUGUAAGAAUAUUACCUCUGAUUUCAGUUUAUUCAUAUGAGAACACUGUUGCGUAGAAAAAGCUUCUGCAAUUGUAACGAGGCUCAGAUGUUUUCACUAAACAUUUUCUGUUCAGUUUUUAUUGAACAAAAAACAGCAAAAGUUGAAUAACAGCAACAGCCGUUUGUAUCCUAAUUUCCUGUUUGAAUUAUGAUGCGUUUGGUUUGAAGCGAAAAUUUCUUAGCUCCUCAGCGCAAAGGCAGCGGAUAAAACACCAAACAAGACAGGUUAUAAAGAAGAUAACCUCAUAAAAUGUAUCUUAUUAGCAGCUCGCUUAAUAAAGACAAAAGGAAUAUU